CAUGGCUCUUGAGGUCGGGCGAUCAUAAAGGACAUCAUGUGUUGUUCAUAGCCCAAGCUUCCUCUUCUACUCCGAAGAUAUAAAGGUCGCACGAAGACCAGGCGUUCAUCUCUACACAGAAUAUCGAUAAUGACCCCCACACUCGCCUCCGCCCCUGGUAGUUGCUGCUUCUCCGGUGUAAAACACAUAGGCACACCCGUUGGCCGCGUUGAGGACCUCGGUGAAAUCCCAACAUACAUCCCCGAUCCUGCUGCUGCCACACAGAAAGUGAUACUCUUCCUAGCAGACGUAUGGGAUUAUUUCGCGCCCUGUGGCUAUAUCGUACUUGGAGCUGAUUAUUUCUUUGGCGACUCCGUGCCGAACCACUUGCCUGAUUGUGAUCGCCAGGCGUGGAUCGACAAUUCUCGCAAACCUGCUAUCGAUGCGUUCCCCGCUUGGCUAGAUGCUGUGAAAGGAAAAUACGGGUAUUGCUUUGGAGCCUCAUUCGUCGUGGACUUCUGUUCUGAUGGAGCUGUAGUUGCUGAGGAAGAGCACACAUUCCCACUGGCCUCGCGUCGACGUGCCGAAGACAUCAUGGUCGCUCGCAAAUCCACAUAUUAUUUCCAGGUGUUUUCAGGCGUCCAACAUGGGUUUGUUGUACGGGGUGAUCCUGCUAUUGACACGCAACGCUGGGCGAAGGAGGAGAGCGCUAGGGGAAUCGUGAGUUGGUUUGAUCGGUUUACGGUCUAGGUUGGUUACGAUGCGUACGUUUGUUGGGAGAAUGAAUUUUUAUGUCGUGGGUAACAUUGAAA
Molecule: messenger RNA, 791 nt
Organism: Suillus discolor
Lineage: Eukaryota; Fungi; Basidiomycota; Agaricomycetes; Boletales; Suillaceae
Exons: 7
Coding region: 130-729 (199 amino acids)
Molecular function (GO): hydrolase activity
Source: RefSeq, a predicted model, not a curated record